Hibiscus syriacus is the source of this 1455-nucleotide messenger RNA. RefSeq names its product zinc finger protein CONSTANS-LIKE 14-like. The coding region runs from base 78 to 1388 and encodes 436 amino acids. The record is from RefSeq and is a predicted model, not a curated record. Lineage: Eukaryota; Viridiplantae; Streptophyta; Magnoliopsida; Malvales; Malvaceae. The transcript has 4 exons. Gene Ontology annotation, molecular function: protein binding; zinc ion binding.
UCAAAUAUGUCCCCUCUCUCCUCCUUCCUCUGCUCUCAAAUCCUUCUUCUUUUUCAAUUUUACACCCGAAUUUCCCUAUGGUUACUCCAAAACUCGACUGCAAGGCACCCCAGCCUUGCGAUGUUUGCAAUGCCCAAACAGCCCUUCUCUACUGCCGCGCUGACUCCGCCAACCUCUGUUUGUUGUGCGACCACCACGUCCACUCCGCCAACCUCCUCUCCCUCAAGCACCUCCGCUCUCGGAUCUGCGAUAAUUGUUGCGCCGAACCCGUUUCCGUUCGUUGCGCUACUGAUAAUUUGGUGCUCUGUCAAGAGUGUGAUUAUGAUGCCCAUGGUACUUGCUCUGUCUCCGCCGCUCACGAUCGCAUCCCCGUUAAUGGUUUUUCCGGUUGUCCCUCCGCUCUUGAGCUGGCUUCCAUUUGGGGGUUCGACCUCCAAGAGGAGAAACCGCCGGAUCAGAUGUGGAACCAAGAGUUGACGAUGCCGGCCGAGGAGGCGUGGUUGAACAAAACGAGCGUACGAGAUUUGAUGGAACCCUACGAGCAGACGGUGUUGAAGAAGAAGAAUCACGGGAGUGGAAAGUACAAGCAGGUUUGGUAUAAACAGCUUGUGGAGUUGAUGAAACGGAAUUUAAUGGCCGACGUUGUCGACGACGAUGGCGGUGGAAGAGGCGGAGAGAUUGAGGACCUGGUGCAGAAUGUGGAAGCCAACGACAACGUUUUGGCUCCACUAGAAAUUAUGCAGCCGCAACAACAAAUGCAAACGCCUUUUACUUCGUUGCUGAUGAUGCAAACGCCGGAGAGCAAUCACAUUGUGGAUGGAGGAGAUGUGUUGUGGAAUGGUAAUCCAACUGACCAAACUCCUCAGAUAUGGGAUUUUAAGUCGGAAGAGCUGUGGGGUGAUGAACCCCAAUUUGAAGAAGAUGGGUAUGGUGGAAGCGAUGCUGCUGUUUUCAUGAUUAAGAAUUUCAUGGAUGAGACGUCUUUGAGUGCAAAAUUGCUGGGAGAUGCGUGCCACCUGAACUACACUCCUUCACAAGACAAUAUGGAUUCAAUCAAUAUAAACUCGAAUAACCCAGGUGUGAGUCAGGGGGCAACCACAUCUGAGAGCGACAACCUACCUAAACCAAGGCCGUCAAUGGGUUCGACUUUUGGUGGACCGACAGGCUAUUGCAGUUCCAACGAUGCUGUGUUCAUGGAACAACAUCUCCAAGCAAGGGAAGCUGCAGCACCUACCAAGGCUGAUCUGGAGUUGCUGGCGCAGAACAGAGGCAAUGCCAUGCAACGAUACAAAGAGAAGAAGAAAACACGAAGGUACGAUAAACACAUACGGUAUGAAUCUAGGAAGGCGAGAGCCGAUAGUAGGAAGCGAGUGAAGGUCGAUUUGUGAAAGCUUCUGAAUCUCCUGAUGGAUAAAGAUGGACUUCAUUUUUCUUGUAUAUAUUUCUUAUGUUACU